AUGCGUCCAUCCUCCUACCCGCUGGCCACUGGUUUGGACUUAUCUUCUCUCACAAACAUCACUCACACAUACAACUUGACUGACACAAAUUGCCAUGAUGGCCCUUCGUACCUCGUUUGUGCUGACACCGCGUCUAUCAAAGCUGAGGCUUGCAACGCCGUGGCUGAGCAAGCUGACAGCCAGACAGCACUCACCGCUUGUAAUUGUGUAUACUAUUCCGAGAUGAUGAAUUGCUACAUGGCAUCAUGUUGGAACAAGGUCUACGAAUGUGAAUACCAAGAAUAUGCCAUCCAGUAUAUCUCGGAGUGCGCACUCGACAUCCGAACAGCGGGUAUACCCUUUUUUCCUUUUCCAAGCGGUGCUCCCGACUCUUGCUCUUGCAACCUUGGCACUCUAUACAUGGCAAUCGACAAUAGCGAGGCAGAGGGCGCCGACUGCGCGACGGCUGUUAGCAGUGCGGCUCUCAGCGAUGCAGGCACUGAUCCUGUCACGACAGCGGAUGAAGAGGCAGCCUGCGCUUGCUGUGGUGAAAGUGGCGCUCUGUCGGCAUUCUACGACAUCUGUCCCGGCACAGACCCUGCCUUCAUUGGCAUCAACAACAUCUUCAUGUCUUUAGCCAGUUUUGACCAGCCCUGGUCCACCUGUGCGCCUUUUCUAAAUGCCUAUGCUUGUAAUACGGACCUGAACUUCACCAGCCCUGCGUACGGCACUUUCUACACGCCAGACAAUAUGCCUGAGAACGGCACCGCAUCACUUUCAAACAUUGCGGGAACGGUCUCGGCUCCACCGUCCGGGACGGUAUUCUCAUAUACGAACCAUUACUACUCUACUGUCUACACUAUCACGGCAGAUAUCGAGAACACGACUGUGGCAGUGACUGUGACUGGUACAACAGGUGCGGUUGGGACCCCGACCCAAAACGGCGCUGGGCCAUUCUCCACCAGCCAAAGUGCUGCCAGGGUAUUAAGUCCCAUGACGGGUUGGCGGCCAAGUGCUGCUUUCAUGUGCCUGAUGUUCAUCAUCUGA
Messenger RNA from Cryphonectria parasitica EP155, 1026 nucleotides. RefSeq lists its product as uncharacterized. The record is from RefSeq and is a predicted model, not a curated record. The transcript has 3 exons. Bases 1 to 1026 code for a protein of 341 amino acids. NCBI's taxonomy places the organism in Eukaryota, Fungi, Ascomycota, Sordariomycetes, Diaporthales, Cryphonectriaceae.